AUGCUGAAUAAGCUUGCACUGUGGGCUCUUUACGAUUCAAGACUUACACCUCACAAAAAAAUUUGCGAAGAACUUAACAUCAACGAAGUGAGUCUUUCCUUCGUUGUUGAAGACUUUGAUUUGUACGAGGAGAGUGCAUUAAACAACUUGGACCAUGUGGUUUUCGGCGAAGAAGCAAACUACGUCGAUGUUGUUGAUGAUAAAUAUGAUGAUGACAAAAUGAUAUCAGAAGACGAAGUUACUACAAUGGACGAUUUAAUGGACUGUGAAGACAUCUCUGAUUCCAUCCAUAAUCCUACACAAACUGAAGAAAUUGAUUUAAAACGCAAGAGCCCAAAAGAACUCAAACUGAUCAAAAUGGUAAAGUUGUUGAAAUCCAACUUCGAAAAAGGAAACCAGUAUGUCAAGGAACAAAUUGUCCACUCAAUUGAAGCCCACAUCAACUCUGAGAUAACAUCCAAUGGAAAAGAACUAACAAGAGGUCAGAGGGAUGCCGAAUUGGGUGAAUUUAUUGUAUUAUAUCUUUCUUUUAUGAGCGCAGGGAGUGGGCUGUCUCAAAUGCAAAUAGAAGAUGUAGUGGGUUUCCUCAAUUUCUUUAUUGAUGCUACAAAAAUAAAUAUAAAACCAUUCAAACUCUCUCUAAGUGCAUCCACUAUUAAAAGGCGAAUAUCGUUGAUCGCAGAUGUAAAGAAAGACGAAACUAAAGAGUUUCUCCAAAAAGCAAAGUAUGUGGGUCUUAUGGCUGAUGGCGCAAAAUACGGCUCCAGUGAGCACUUCAGUCUGUUUUCAAGGUCAGUAAGUGAAAACAACGAGGUGAAUGAGUCUAAACUGAAAAUUGAAAAAUUUAUAGGGAAGCCAUCAUCCGAAAAUUGGUUAAAGUGGAUAGUUUCUGUUGGCGAGGAAUUUGAAUUUGACUUCAAAAAAUGCUCUUCUGUCACGUUUGACGGGGCAAGCACAAUGAUCAGUGAAGAAGGAGGACUUUCUGGUAAAAUAACAAAUUGGCUCAAUACAAAAGGCUUUCUGGUAGAUCCAUUCCAAUCCAAUUACUGUUUUAGCCAUAGGCUAAGUAAAGCUGUCGAGAAAAUAAACGAAAUUGUAGAGGUUGCAAUAAUCAAGAAAUAUCUGUACAAAUUAACAACCGACAACGUUAGAACACUCUGGGAGCGGUUUUGUUUACAACGGGGGACAACAGAAAUUGCUCUAAACAUCCCGCAUUAUUCUAAUACAAGAUUCCUUUAUAUCGCAACAAUAUCAAAUAUGUUGUUCGAUUGUUAUUCUGAAAUGAAGAAUUUCAACUCCAGAGUGCCAAAUUUACAACGAAUCGAGUUGAGCCGAAGUGAAAAAAAGUCAAUUUUAAAAAAAUACUUUGGAAAGGUUCUUCCCAACUUGAGUGAAUCAUUGUUAAAUGUAAAGUUGAAAUCGAUCGAGACAAUCACUUUCACAUCGACGCUUGAAGAUGAGAAUUUUGUUGCCAUUUUGUAUUUUGUUGAUUAUAUAAUCACCAAAAUCAAAGUUGUCAGUGACUGGCUUCAAAAGCGCAACCUUUCCUUUUCUAUCGCAUACAGACGAAUAAUCGAUCUCAUCAUUUUUCUCAUCGAUUUCAAAACACAAAUUAAUGAUUCUGAAGAUGAUGUGCUUUUUUCACUUCCAUUCUUGAAUCGUGUUAGUCUUUCCGAAAGGUCUGGUGUGCGUCAAGUGUGUUACUCUAUCGUGAACAGAUUGGUCCAGGCUCUUUCGGUACGCUUCUCAAAUCCAACAGGAAAAAUCAAAGAAGAAUAUUUGAAGUUAAACGGGUUUGCAAAGGAAAACGAAUUGUCAAUUAACAGUUUAGAUGACUUCACGAAAUUGGGUGAAAAGGUACGCAAACCCGAAUUUAUGAUCGCGUUAAAUUCUUGUUUUCUUCCAGAAUAUGAGAAAGUAAAACAAAACAUUUCUUCUGAGUUGAACAUGGAAAUAACAAGAUUUAAUUAG
Molecule: messenger RNA, 1971 nt
Organism: Entamoeba invadens IP1
Lineage: Eukaryota; Evosea; Mastigamoebida; Endamoebidae
Exons: 2
Coding region: 1-1971 (656 amino acids)
Source: RefSeq, a predicted model, not a curated record